Tachysurus fulvidraco (yellow catfish) is the source of this 760-nucleotide messenger RNA. RefSeq lists its product as uncharacterized. Gene Ontology annotation, cellular component: cytoplasm. The record is from RefSeq and is a predicted model, not a curated record. The transcript is spliced from 3 exons. NCBI's taxonomy places the organism in Eukaryota, Metazoa, Chordata, Actinopteri, Siluriformes, Bagridae. The coding region runs from base 109 to 384 and encodes 91 amino acids.
GGGGAAAGUUAGUAUUCAUAUACACACACACCAUACACACAUAUCACACAGACCUUCACCAACACUUUAGUCCACCACAGCUGUCAGAUCGCCUCACUACACCACACCAUGCCUAUUACAAUCUACAUGAGCACUGCCAGUGGCUCCAGAGAGAUAAAGAAACAACAGGAUGCAAUCUUCCAGUUCCUCGAUUCAAAGAACAUCAAGUACUUUGCCAUGGAUAUCACUGUGAGCACUGAUGUGAAGGAUGAGAUGAGGCAGAAGGUGGGGAAUCCCAAAGCCUUGCCUCCUCAGGUCUUCAAUGGAACUCAAUACUGCGGGGACUAUCAGGCGUUCUUCGAAGCAGUGGAAGACGGCAAGCCAGAGAAAUUCUUCAAACUAUGAGUCAAAAAGUGGACUGUAUAUAGUGGACGCUUAAGCUUAUCUUUGUGCAAUAGACAGCUUAAAAGCUCGAGAUUCUGCUACAUGGGAACAUUUCUCCGCUUGCAAAUUAGUAUCAUUAAAUAAUAAUAUAAUAAAUGAUAUGAUUAAUAUUUCAUUACAUUAUACUAUUACUCUUAAAAUAAGACAUUUUGUAAAAUUAUGUUUUAAUUAAAUACAUUUUAUGAGGUUUUUAAUGACAGACAGAUACUGUAUAAGUAUUCCAUUCUGUUUAUUAGGUACAUCUACAUAUCAUUUGUUUUUUCUUUGUUUCAUGGAUAAUACACAGCCAAUAUGCCCUACUUAUAUUACUGCAUACUAUAAAGUCAACCAGUGCUAA